Oikopleura dioica is the source of this 1272-nucleotide messenger RNA. NCBI's taxonomy places the organism in Eukaryota, Metazoa, Chordata, Appendicularia, Copelata, Oikopleuridae. The record is from the annotation of a GenBank genome assembly.
AUGACGACGCUAGAAACAGGACCGCCGCCGCAAUUUGAUAUAACGCACAAAACCGAACCUGGCUACUGUCCUCCAACCCCAGCCGACUUUUCCGCCUUCAUCCCUCACUCCUCCAACAUCAGCUCUCUGACGCCCUCCGCCGACUCCAUCAACCAGUCGACCUCACCCUCCUCAUCUUCUGACAACUCCACAAAUUCAUCCACAGAGUCGCCACAAUUCUCCUAUCCGUUUUUCAGUCCCCAAAACAGUCUCAAAGCUCCAUCGAGUUACCCGUCUUAUGACUCCACGCCCAUGUACCACCCUUACAACUCCGGCGCGCGACCCAACGCAGGUCCCAACCCAAACUUCUCCAAGAUCAAAGUCGAGAUUGAAAUGCGCUGGGGACAGAAUCAAAUGCCGAAUUCAUUUCCACACGGAGCAAGUGCUGGUCCUAUCCCUGGUCAAAUGCCUUCCUGGCCUCCUCAGCAGCUUCCCGCCACUACAAACACAGGGGCGACAGGAGUGCCAAGUCCAAAUCCAAUAACCGACCCACAAACAAGUCAAGUUCCACCAGCUCCAGCGGCCAUUACAGAUUCCUCGCCACCAGUAACAGUUCCCUCUCCAACCAACCCUCUUCCUUCUCUUCCCGUCUCAACUCCAAUCAGCAGCUCCCAGAGCUCCCAAGUUCUUCCAGCUCCGUUCCCGAAUCCAGCUCACACGCCUCUCAUGCCACUGCCCGUCGAUCCGUCUCAAUCACAAAUGCCUUCAAUGCCUUUCCCUGGCAUCCCUGCAGUCUCCUCCGGCCUCGAAGCACCAUGGACAGGAGCCUGGUCAACGCCGCACCAAAUGCCACAAGGAAUGGGAAUGGGUUACCCGUUCGCUCCAGAAUGGGGCUGGCCAAAUCGACUGUAUCCAGACUUUGACCCGAAUUUGCUGCCCCAAGAUUUUCUCAGAGGACAAGGUCUCGGAUGCCCGCCGGCUGGAUUGAGUGUUCCAAGGAGGACGAGAAAAGCUCCUGGAAAGAGAAAAACAACUAUUCAUAGAUGCGAAUAUCCCGGCUGCGCAAAAACUUACACAAAAUCGAGUCAUUUAAAAGCUCAUUUACGGACUCACACAGGAGAAAAGCCCUACAAAUGCACUUGGGAAGGCUGCGGUUGGAAAUUCGCGCGCUCUGACGAGUUAACCCGACACAUGCGAAAACACACUGGACACAGGCCAUUUAGGUGUACUCUCUGCGAACGCGCAUUCUCACGCUCUGACCAUCUCAAUCUUCACAUGAAGCGUCAUUUGUAA